This is a messenger RNA of Monopterus albus (swamp eel), 507 nucleotides long. Its product is annotated as location of vulva defective 1-like. The coding region runs from base 88 to 507 and encodes 139 amino acids. The record is from RefSeq and is a predicted model, not a curated record. NCBI's taxonomy places the organism in Eukaryota, Metazoa, Chordata, Actinopteri, Synbranchiformes, Synbranchidae. The transcript is spliced from 9 exons.
GAUAGACGGGUGUUGGGACCUGAACUACACUGAGCAACACUUUUUCUGUAGUUACUCAUAGAACGUCUGUGGAGGUGAAGUUACAAAAUGAGUAGGUAUUCGACUUCAAGCACCAGCCAGACAAUUGAUAACGGCAAGAAGAAAUCUUUAAUGCAAGACAACAGCUGGAUCAGAAGAGUGGAUGAUGAGGAUGACCUUGCAGAACUAGAUGGUGAAACUACCAGAUCUGUGAGCUCAUCAACAUCUGUGCAUUCGCUAACCAAAAGAUUCACUGGAAGCCAGGAUGAACUGAGGACCAGCUCCAUCCCAUCAAGCAAGACUUCUUCCUCCUACACCAAAACCACAUAUUCAACAGAGGAACCCAGGACAAGCACUACAACCACUACAGUCACCAAGGGCGGCAAAACCACCGAGACCAUCAUCACCACCAACCAGAGUCUUAAAUCUCCUGGGAUUAAAAGCCCCACCACAUUUACUGAGCGAGUCAUGUCUUCAAGCAGAGAGUAA